Lingula anatina is the source of this 870-nucleotide messenger RNA. RefSeq names its product organic cation transporter protein-like. Gene Ontology annotation, molecular function: transmembrane transporter activity. Gene Ontology annotation, biological process: transmembrane transport. Gene Ontology annotation, cellular component: membrane. Lineage: Eukaryota; Metazoa; Brachiopoda; Lingulata; Lingulida; Lingulidae. The record is from RefSeq and is a predicted model, not a curated record.
UGGCAGACGACAUGUGUUUUUGUUUGGUCAGUUCUUUGUAGCCGCCAAAGGGAUAAGCAUGGCGUUUGCACCGGACAUGCUGUCUUUUACUGUUUUGUACGUUCUCCAAGGAUCAUGCGACGCCCUGGUCUACCUAACUAUCUAUACACUAGGAAUGGAAUUGGUAGGUACAAGUAAGCGACGUAUGGCCGGCCUCAUCAUCGGAAUGUUUUUUGGAUUAGGACACACAUUACUGGCACUGGAGGCGUACUUGGUACGCAACUGGCGCCAUCUAGCGUUGGUGGCAAAUUCACCUGCAGUUUUCUUCACUUUGUUUUGGUUGGUUCUUCCGGAGUCGGUGCGAUGGCUGCUCGCUCAGGGUCGACAUGAAGAAGCAAAGGCAAUCAUUACAAGAGUAGCUGCCGUCAACAAGGUCACACUGGAUCCAGAUGUACUCGAUGACUUUUUAUUGAAGGGAGACCAGGAGAAGAGGGUAACGCACACUCCCGUCGAUUUACUGAAAACCUUGAACAGGGCUAAAGUGACUCUCAACCUCGCUUUCCUCUGGUUGGUGAACUCUUUGGUAUAUUUUGGCCUCUCCUAUGGUACUCAAGAUCUCGGAGGCAGCCUGUUCCUCAAUUUUGCACUUAUGGGCCUGGCAGAUAUCCCGGGACAAUUCUUAGCGCUAUUCAUUUUAGAUACAAUAGGGCGUCGAAAGAUAUUGCUCAUUUUCAUGGUAAUUGGUGGACUGGCGUGUAUCAUUGCUAUGCUCAUACCUAAAGACCUGCAAUGGCUGACUAUAACACUGGCUUUACUGGGGAAGAUGGCAAUAAGCACCACCUUUGCUGUCAUCUAUAUGGUAACUAGCGAGAUCUAUCCCACGGUAAUAAG